Messenger RNA from Rotaria sp. Silwood1, 246 nucleotides. Lineage: Eukaryota; Metazoa; Rotifera; Eurotatoria; Philodinida; Philodinidae. The record is from the annotation of a GenBank genome assembly.
AUGUCAACCAAUAAACAAGGUAUGGAUACACAUGGUAAUUCAAAAUUACCAGCUAAAGCAGCUAUAGAAGGUACACUUGCACCAGAAAAAGAAGUUGUUGUUGAACAUAUGACAACAAAACAUGUGAUUACAACAAGCAAUUUAAAUGGAAUGAAUUCACAUGGUGAUACUGUUAUUCCAGAAAAAGCAGCUGAAGCUAAUCUUGAUCGUCAUUUACAUGGCUUACAUCCACAAUCGUCUAAAUAA